This is a messenger RNA of Cimex lectularius (bed bug), 2001 nucleotides long. Its product is annotated as protein yellow-like. The record is from RefSeq and is a predicted model, not a curated record. The transcript has 4 exons. Lineage: Eukaryota; Metazoa; Arthropoda; Insecta; Hemiptera; Cimicidae. The coding region runs from base 722 to 1945 and encodes 407 amino acids. Gene Ontology annotation, cellular component: extracellular region.
CAUAAAAUGUUAACCGAUUGAGGAUUUCCCCUUCUGAAAAUUUGGUUUGGAAUUGUUGAUAUUUAAUUAAAUUAAGCGGAAAUAUACAGAGAUACUGUAGGUGGCAGCAUUAAGGGUAGUAGUUACAAUAUCCAUUUGUUUCAGCUAUAAACAAUUUUAUCAAUUUAAAUACAUGUAAAAUCAUCACAAAUAAUCUGGAUUUUGAUAUGGUUCGGAUGAAAAAACAAAAAUAAAUUCAACUGAUUUCUGCCAAGAUUUCAACCCAUUUUAAGCUCGACAUCACGGCAAAUCAAUUUUAAAGAUGUCUACAAAUUGAUAUAAUUAAGUUUUUUUUAAUACUGUUUCAAAUUUAUUUGAAGACCAACUCAGCCCCAACAUUGCCAAGGUCUGUAACUCUAUUGAAUCAUACUGCAAAAUCACGAUAUAAAAAUUAAUUUUUUAUACUAUAAAAGAAAAAGAAAACCACAAUGUACAAAGACUAAACAGGAUAUUACUUAUUGUAGCAGGAAAAAUGUUGGGAGCAUAUGUUGAAUGCGUUUACACAAUAAAAUAACUUCAACAAUAGCUCAAAGCAUGAGUGACAAAUUAAGCAAUUAAAAACACAACAAACAGGAUGAAUUUUCAGGAUGUGAGAUUUAUUUAUAAACGUGUCACUUUAUUAAUAUGCUCUACUAGUCCAAUAAAUCUGUAUACUGAAAACUCGAGCAUCUACAAAUAAAUUAUGAACUGUGCCUUACUUAUGUUCUUUAUUAGUGUAUGCAAAGCGCAAAAACAUUUUAAAGAACAAUUCUCCUGGUGGAACAUUGAUUAUGAUUUUCCAAAUGGUGAGGAAAAAAGAAAAUUUAUAGAGUCCGGAGCAUACGUUCAAGGAAACAGCUUGAUUUCUAGUAUUGAUAAAUGGUAUGACAAAAUUUUUUUGGCAGUACCACGUCUUAAAAAUGGUGUUCCUUCAACACUAAACUACAUAAGCACUGCAGAUGCCUAUACAAAAGCCCCUAAUCUCAAACCUUAUCCAUCAUGGGACUUCAAUGAAAACACAAAUAAAACUUUAAAAGGUAAAAAAAUGGUAUCUGUCAUUAGUCUCUAUGUUGACAAAUGCAGUAGACUUUGGGCUCUUGAUACUGGAAUAGUGGAAGAGUUGAAAAUCAAGAAAUCAGAAUCACCGCCAUCACUGCAUAUAUUUAAUUUAAAUGAUGAUAAAAUAAUACGGAGAUAUGUACUAAAAGAAGAGGACUACAAGUGGGAUUCAAGAUUCACAAAUAUAGUAGUUGAAAACAGCCAUGGCAAUUGCGAAUACUCUUAUGCAUAUCUGGCCGACUCUAAAAACGGCCUUGUAGUGUACAAUUGGGAUCGUAAUAAAUCGUACCAGAUAAAGCACAAUUAUUUUUCAUUUGAGCCGAUCUGGGGCAUUCUAAAGACUGGCUCAGGGAGAACAAUUCAAGUUGACAACGGGAUCCAAGGCAUGGCGUUGUUCAUGAUGGACUUAGAGGGUUACAGGAAACUCUUUUUCAAUCCGAUGGCCGGCAUCAAUGAAUUUUCGGUAUCGACGAAAAUUCUGCAGAACAAAACAUGGGCAAUGGAUAGCAUCGACGACUUCCACUUUGUGGGUGAGCGAGGGCUAAACUCUCAAUCAUCAGCUAGCAUUUUUGACCAGGACACAGGUGUUUUAUUCUACACUGCUUUCACUAAAAAUUGCAUUAUGUGCUGGAAUUCUUUUAGAGGAGUUGAAUUUUCUGCGGAACACCAUGGAAUCGUGGAUCAGUUCCAGACCGUCCCAGGCUCAUACCUAGCUGACAUCAAACUAGAUUCAAACGGAAUGCUGUGGAUCCUUACCAAUGAUCUGCUUGAUUUCCUGUACGAAAAGAACUACAGUAAAAUCCCAUACAGGAUAUUUUCAGGGGUUUCGAGACAAGUCAUAAAAGGCACACCUUGCGAGCCUCUUUGAAAUUGUUCUAAAUAAAUUAGUUUUUGCAUAUCAGUACCAGUAAAAAAAAGUACUUU